Solanum pennellii is the source of this 1657-nucleotide messenger RNA. Its product is annotated as N-(5'-phosphoribosyl)anthranilate isomerase 1, chloroplastic-like. Gene Ontology annotation, molecular function: phosphoribosylanthranilate isomerase activity. The record is from RefSeq and is a predicted model, not a curated record. The transcript has 5 exons. Gene Ontology annotation, biological process: L-tryptophan biosynthetic process. Lineage: Eukaryota; Viridiplantae; Streptophyta; Magnoliopsida; Solanales; Solanaceae. The coding region runs from base 624 to 1445 and encodes 273 amino acids.
ACCCCUUAGAUUCUGAACAAACAUAAGAUAUCCUUUGUUUCUAUUUAUUUUAUACUUAUUCCAGAAUUUAAUCAUGUGAUGAAAUGCUCUGGAUCUCCACGUUUUUAUGAUCUAUGUCGCUUUGCAUUGUUUUGGAUUUUAGUUGCUAAUAUGUUUAUUGCUAGAGUUAGUUUUAAAGGGUUUCUUUGUUGAAGAACUAGUAUAGUAUGACUAAGUUAUUAGAAUGUGUUAGCAAUUCCUCUGUUUGACCAGUUCCUUCAUUUGAUGAGUACCAGGAGGGCUCUCUCCUCUCUUGCAUAGCACUACAGUGGUAGAACAGAAUUGGAAAGAAAUGAUUUUCUCAUGUUAAAUUUCUCUUCAUGCUUCUUUAAAAAUACACUUUCUAAUAGGGCUGACCUCCAGGAGUGUGUCAGUGUAUGAGAAGCAAUAGACAACGUCUAACUAUCAUAUUAUACAAGUGUCAUCUUAUCCCGAUACUAAUGGUCGAUUUUAGAUUUUAAGGGAUGUGGGUUGUUCCUCAGUGCAGUGUGCAAAAGAGCGUUGGAUCUCUACAAAGUGCAUAUCAUCCAUAACCCUGAGAGCUCUUCCUAAAUCUAUAGAAACAAAGGAACAAGUUGUUCAUCAUGGCAACUCAGCUUCAACCAAGAGUAAUAGGCAUUCCCAGAAAUCAAGCUUCUUUUACAGGUUUGUUCGAUGUAAAAGUAUACACUACAAAUAGAGCACGACUGAGGACUUCCUCCAGGAACAGAUUUAUGUGCACCUUAAAUCAGUCAGCACGUGUCUCGGCUCAAGCAGAGCAAAGAGAAAGUAGGACUUUGGUCAAAAUGUGUGGGGUUACAUCAGCUAGAGAUGCUGCUCUUGCAGCAGAAGCUGGAGCCAAUUUUAUUGGUAUGAUCAUAUGGCCUAACUCAAAACGUUCAGUUUCACUUUCCACUGCAAAGGAAAUCUCGAAGGUUGCGCGGGAAUAUGGAGCUCAGCCAGUUGGUGUGUUUGUAGAUGAUAAUGCUGACACAAUACUAAGGGCCUCUGAUGAAGCAGACCUUGAAUUGGUGCAGCUUCAUGGAAAUGGAUCUCGAGAUGCUUUUCCAGUUUUAGUCGGAGAGAAACGUUUAGUAUAUGUUCUUCAUGCAAAUGAAGAAGGAGGCCUUAUUAACUCUGUUUCAGAUGAGGAGUCUUCUCUGGUUGAUUGGAUUCUAGUGGACAGUGCCAAAGGCGGCAGUGGCAAAGGGUUCAAUUGGGCUCGGUUUAAGCUACCAUCAAUUAGAAGCAAACAUGGAUGGCUCUUGGCUGGAGGAAUUAAACCGGAGAAUGUUUGUGAAGCUCUUUCUGCUCUUAAACCCAAUGGAGUGGAUGUCAGUAGUGGCAUAUGUGGACAGGAUGGCAUCGAAAAGGAUGAGUCCCGGAUAGUAUCAUUCAUGAAUGAAGUGAAAUCUUUACGCCUUUAGUUAAAUACUGAAUAAUGGCAAAUUCCCUAGUGCAUGCAAAUUGUUAAAUCAACUGCAAUAUUAGUGCUUGCUGAUCCUCCUGUAAUUGCUCAGCUGAUUAGUGCAAGGCCAGGACUUAUAUCUCAUGAAAGAUGCAUCAAGUUUGUAUUUGAAAAUCAAGUAACAUUACAUACUUUCCUUAUGUAAUGGAAUCAAAGUAUUUUGUCAUGUCA